AUUUGUAAUGUUGGCCUUUCCGCGCGUGCUGCAACAUCCUUCGUGACAAAUAUGCAACCACACGAAUCUCGUGCGCGCUUCACCGUGUCGUCGGCACGGCGUCUUCGUCCGGACGGCGGGAUUUGGCGAUGUUUGUGCGUCCUCGUGUACCUACUCAGCCUUGCAGAUACCUUCAGCAUCUCCGAGCCACCCAUCGUCUACACGAAAUGGGGCCUGCUUCGCGGCAAGUGGAGUUGGUCCACGUAUAAUCGGCCGAUCGCGAAUUUUCUUGGGAUACCGUACGCGCAACCCCCGUGGGGCGAACUGAGAUUCAAGAGCCCGCAACCAUGGAAUCACAUAUGGAUGACGAUACGCAAUGCUACAAUCGAUGGACAGAAAUGUAUUCAAAUUACGAGAAGAACCGAACUCGUUGGCAGUGAAGAUUGCCUUUAUCUAAAUAUCUUCGUCCCCGAUAUUUUAGGCAUUCGAGAAAAAUCCGAGAAACUACCGGUUUUAGUUUUCGUGCACGGAGGAGGAUAUUUUCAGGGAAGUAGCGAUAGCAACCUAUAUGCACCGGAUUAUUUGUUGAAUCACGAUGUGAUCCUCGUUACAAUGAAUUAUCGUCUUCAUGCCUUAGGCUUUUUUAGCACAACGAACAAGAUUUCUCCAGGUAAUUACGGUAUUAAAGAUAUAAAGAUGGCCCUCGAAUGGAUACAAGAAAAUAUCCACAGCUUUGAAGGGAAUCCCAAAUCGGUAACUCUUAUGGGAUCGAGUGCCGGUGCUGUGCUGACUCAUUUUUUAGUUAUGUCAAAGAAGACCGAGAAUCUCUUCCACCGAUAUAUUCUGCAGAGCAGUACCGCUUUAUCUUCAUGGAAUUUUGUUCCUCGAAAAAAGUAUAGACAACAAUGUUUGAAAUUGGCAAAGCUUGUCGGCUGCUUACCGAAAAGAAACCAAAGCAUGAUCGUGUCGAAUGAAACAAUUACCGAAAGUCCGGAAGAAGGAGAUGUAAAAAGAAGUAGCGACGAUAUUUUGUACUCGAGUUAUACCAUGAAGGACGACGAAGAGAUAAUAACAUGCAUGAGGAGGGUCGAUGUGAAGGAACUAGUAAAAAUGACACAAUCUUUCUAUGUUUGGAGAAACAAUCCAUCGUUUACAUUUAUGCCCACAUUGGAGGAUGACUCGGAGGACGCCAUCCUGACGGUGCACCCAUUGAAAAUAAUAAAAGAAGGACUGUUUCGCGAUAUACCGGCAAUAAUACAAACCGUAAAGGACGAGAGUUUAUUAAAAACAGUCGACUUGAUCAUAAAUCCCGAUCUCAAGGACGAAUUUAUAGAGAAUUUCGAAAAGUACUUUCCCGUUUUUAUGGAGCACCACAAUGUGAUUACCAACAUCACCUUUUUCGCUUCCGCGAUACAAGAUUUUUACUUUAACGGAAAUAUGACAAUGAUUUCAGCAGAGAACAUUACGGAGAUGAUGAAUGAUUUCAUAAUAUGGUCGUUGUUGCGAGUUGCAAAAUAUCAAUCGGAAAUAGGAAAAUCCAACAUUUAUUUCUCCUUCUUCGCGUACAGGGGCACGUUCUCACAUACCUUCGCUACGGGCACUCCGAUUAGUUAUGGUGUUUGUCACGGCGAUGAUUUAAAUUACCUUUUUCCUGUAUUGAAUAAUGUGUAUCAGAAUAUGUUACUGCGCAAUACGGAGAACGAUAUAACUAUGAUUAACAUCAUGACAGAGAUGUGGACGAAUUUCGUGAAGAAAGGGAUACCAAGAGCACGGCUGAUCCCCGAGUGGCCCGCCUACCGCGAUCAUCACCAGUUCAUGAGAUUCGGGAUUGACAGAUCGCCGGAUAUUGUGGUGGAAGCCGAUUUCCGGCCCGACAGAAUGAAAUUCUGGGAGAAGUUGAUGUCCACAAUGGAACCGCUGGAAUCCGAUACGUUUGUCGACGAACCGUCGAAAGACGCCGAAUCUGCCAGUAACGCUAAUGCGAUCGAUCGCCAGCUAAUAGUUGCAUUUAUUGCAUUGUCAGCGAUUAUAUUCUUAUGAAUGAAAUUAUAAUACCUGCGCUCGCAGACAAAUUGCAAAAACACAGUAAAUUAUCCAGUUGCAAGCUAAUAUCGAGCAAUUAUUUACGCGCGUCUUGUCACGCAUCGUAUAUAUCAUUUAAAUAAUUUCUCCAUUCGGACGAUCCGAAUCAAGGUUCAAAUUAAAAUACAUCAAAAUUGUCUGUGGUAUAAAUGCGAAGAGAAAAAUACGCGAAACUGAUAGAUACAGCGUUUUAUACGUAAAUAAUGAAAAUGUUUAUUGAAAUACAUUCCCCAUAUUAGUAAA
Messenger RNA from Pogonomyrmex barbatus (red harvester ant), 2304 nucleotides. RefSeq names its product esterase FE4. Lineage: Eukaryota; Metazoa; Arthropoda; Insecta; Hymenoptera; Formicidae. The record is from RefSeq and is a predicted model, not a curated record.